AUGGCUGACCAGCUGAAGAUGGGAAACCUUUCCCUGAACGAGUCGCAGCACGCCCCCCAGAACGGCGGCUUCACCGAGCGCGCUGCCUACAUCCCCCCUCACCUGCGCAACAGGCCACCGCCCGCCGCUAUGGACGGCGGACACGUGGCUAUGAACGGCGGCCCCCCGCCCAUGAACGGCGGCGGCGGCGGCGGCUGGGGUGGUAACAGAGGCUACGGCGGUCCCCGCGGUGGCAUGGGCGGUCGCGGCAACUGGAGCAACGGCGGCGAGCGCGCUGCAUUCAACGACAGAGGUAGCAACAACAACACUCCUGCUGGAGGGUCCUGGAGCAACCAGCCCUCGGCUUCCUUCGAUCCAACUGCUUACGGCAAACCCACAGGUGGCAACAACGCUGGUGCCGCACGGGGUUCUGGUGAUGGACAGUGGAAGGAUGGCAAGCACAUCCCCGGUCCUAGCAACCCUCGUGUUGAGCGCGAGCUUUUCGGCGUCCCCAACGACCCCUCGAAGCAACACACCGGCAUCAACUUCGAGAAGUACGACGAUAUCCCCGUCGAGGCCUCCGGCCAGGGCGUUCCCGAGCCCGUUUCGACCUUCGAGAACCCGCCUCUCGACGACCACCUCAUCAGCAACAUCAGCCUCGCCAGCUACAAGGUUCCCACGCCCGUUCAGAAGUACUCGAUUCCCAUCGUGAUGGGUGGCCGUGACCUGAUGGCCUGCGCCCAGACCGGUUCCGGAAAGACUGGUGGUUUCCUCUUCCCCAUCCUUUCUCAAGCGUUCAAGACUGGUCCGAGCCCCAUCCCGGCGCAGGCUGGCAACUUUGGCUACGGCCGCAGCCGCAAGGCUUACCCCACCUCGCUCAUCCUCGCUCCCACCCGUGAGCUUGUCUCCCAGAUCUUCGACGAGGCCAGGAAGUUCGCCUACCGUUCGUGGGUCAGGCCGUGCGUCGUUUACGGUGGUGCGGAUAUCGGUUCCCAGCUGCGUCAGAUCGAGCGUGGCUGUGAUCUCCUCGUCGCCACCCCCGGUCGUCUCGUCGACUUGAUGGAGCGUGGCCGCAUCUCGCUCCAGAACAUCAAGUACCUCGUCCUCGACGAGGCCGAUCGCAUGUUGGACAUGGGUUUCGAGCCUCAGAUCCGCAGGAUCGUUGAGGGUGAGGACAUGCCUCCGGUCGACGGUCGCCAGACCCUCAUGUUCUCUGCCACCUUCCCCCGCGAUAUCCAAAUGCUCGCCCGCGACUUCUUGAAGGACUACAUCUUCCUGUCCGUCGGCCGUGUCGGUUCCACUUCCGAGAACAUCACCCAGAAGGUUGAGUACGUCGAAGACGUUGACAAGCGCUCCGUCCUGCUCGACAUUCUCCACACCGUCGGCACCGGUCUGACCCUGAUUUUCGUCGAGACCAAGCGCAUGGCCGACUCGCUCUCCGACUUCCUCAUCAACCAGGGCUUCCCCGCAACUUCCAUCCACGGUGACCGUACCCAGCGCGAGCGUGAAAAGGCUCUGGAGAUGUUCCGCAGCGGCCGCUGCCCGAUCCUCGUUGCUACUGCCGUCGCUGCUCGUGGUCUCGAUAUCCCCAACGUCACCCACGUCGUCAACUACGAUCUCCCCACCGACAUCGAUGACUACGUCCACCGUAUCGGUCGUACUGGCCGUGCCGGUAACACCGGUAUCUCUACUGCCUUCUUCAACCGUGGCAACCGUGGCGUCGUGCGCGACCUGAUCGAGCUCCUUAAGGAGGCUAACCAGGAGGUGCCCUCGUUCCUCGAGAGCAUUGCCAGGGAGGGCUCUGGCUACGGUGGCGGCCGUGGUGGCCGUGGCGGCCGCGGUCGUGGUGCUACUGCUACUCGCGAUGUCCGUCGCUUUGGUGGUGGUAACGCUGGGGGCUGGGGCGGCCCGCCUGCUGCUGCUGGCGGCUUUGGCGGUGGCUACAGUGGUGGCCACGGUGGCUACAGCGGCGGUGGCGGCGGCGGUGGCUACAGCGGUGGUUACAGCGGUGGCUACGGCGGUGGCUACGGCAACCCCUCUGGCCCUGGCGGCCAGUCUUCUUGGUGGUAA
This is a messenger RNA of Lasiodiplodia theobromae, 2049 nucleotides long. RefSeq names its product RNA helicase ATP-dependent DEAD-box conserved site. Gene Ontology annotation, cellular component: nucleus. The transcript is spliced from 2 exons. Bases 1 to 2049 code for a protein of 682 amino acids. Gene Ontology annotation, molecular function: RNA helicase activity; ATP binding; RNA binding. NCBI's taxonomy places the organism in Eukaryota, Fungi, Ascomycota, Dothideomycetes, Botryosphaeriales, Botryosphaeriaceae. The record is from RefSeq and is a predicted model, not a curated record.